Bemisia tabaci is the source of this 1623-nucleotide messenger RNA. Its product is annotated as peroxisome biogenesis factor 2. The record is from RefSeq and is a predicted model, not a curated record. Gene Ontology annotation, cellular component: peroxisomal membrane. Gene Ontology annotation, biological process: protein import into peroxisome matrix. NCBI's taxonomy places the organism in Eukaryota, Metazoa, Arthropoda, Insecta, Hemiptera, Aleyrodidae. Gene Ontology annotation, molecular function: zinc ion binding.
UUUGCACCGACCAACACCCUCAACUGUAACACACCUAACCUCCAACCCUGAUUAACUGAUAAGCUGAUAACAGCCGUUCUAUUAUUUUUUUUUAUAGAAAUAAUCACAGAAAAUGAGCAAAUUCAUCGAAAAAAGAGCAUCAAGAGUUACCUCUUGGGAUGCAUUUUUGUUGGAUGAAGAGUUAUUGAAUAUCCUGAAGUCUCAAGUUCAAGCAGCUCUAAAGUACUUUCCACCAUGGAUUGUUGACCGGCUGGAAACAAAAACCAAUAUCAUCUUAAAUCUAAUUAUAUGGAAGAUGUCUGUCUUGCAGUCUCAGAGCACAUUCGGCCAACAGAUGCUAAGUCUAAAGUACUCGCAGGGAACAUUCUCGACCCACAAAGGAUAUGCCCUCUUAAUUCUUCAAAUGCUCAAUGACUUCUGGAGGUUAAAGAUAGAGCGAAUAUCAAACCAUUUUCCUCACGUCAAACAAUUUGUACAUUGGGUGGACGUCACUAUGGAUGUUCUCAGAUUGACCAAUUUUCUAGUGUUCCUGCGAAAUGGAGACUAUCCCACACUGACCAACCGAUUACUUGGUCUCAAAAUCGUCUCUGUUGCGCGCAGUCCUCGAAUGAUAGGAUACAAUUACAUGACCAGAGAACUACUGUGGCAUGGUUUCAUUGAAAUGCUUGGAUUUGCAUUGCCUCUAAUAAAUUAUCAGUACUUCAGAAAGAAACUUCUUCAAGUGAUCUCAAAACCCUCGACAAGUACCAGAGAAUCUGCAUCUUUCUCCACCAGGUCGAAAUGUGCAUUUUGCAACGAAACUCCUAUUUUGCCAGUUCAUAUCAAUUGUUCUCACAUAUUUUGUUACUAUUGUUUAGAGUCGAACAGGAUGAUUGACAUGAAGUAUGAAUGUCCUGUAUGCUUCCGUUCACAAGAAUCAGCCACUCGAGUUACAAGCGAAGAUUCUAAGACAGAUGGAAUCAGCUGAUACUAAAGUAAACAGAACCGAGAUGUGGUUUCCAGAUUAUUCUAACUAUCUUUAAAGGUUUUUGUCGCCAAAGAUUGAAUCUCGGACACUUUCAUCUACCUAUAUUACAGUGAGAUAUGAAGCACUUUUUCCAUGACCACUUCUCUUGAGACGCUCACAAAUUUUGGCAGCCCUGGAUCAACCAGACCAGCGGGGCAGGAGGAUGUCAACCUGACAGAAUUGAGUGACUCAUUGCGUCCCUCAUAUCAAGCAGUGGAAACAUCAAAUAAGCAAGCAGCGGGGAGGAUUAUACACAAAAAUUAACACAAAAUUGACGCUUAAAAUUUUACCAAAAUUCUUGUGGUUUGCAUCAGAAAAUGGUGUUUCCUGUGGAGGGCAAUUUAUUGUCAUGGGACAGCAAAUAUGAGCUUUCCUAAUGAUCUAUGAAGAGGUAUGGAAGAUGAUCGUUGGGAGCAGUCAGAGUACGGUGGUGUUGCUGUCGCUCGGGGUUUUUGGUGGUGCUGGGGCCAGCUCUCAUCCCUGGGAAAACACUACUAGUGGGGCCUAAACUCCCAAAGUCACCUUUGAUGUGAUGAAAAUGUUCUUUUUUUCUUCUUUUUUGUUUUGUUGAAGUUUUGAAACCUUGAAGUUUUUUAAUAAUAUGUUACAAACAGUAA